This is a messenger RNA of Colletotrichum karsti, 1323 nucleotides long. Its product is annotated as aromatic prenyltransferase. NCBI's taxonomy places the organism in Eukaryota, Fungi, Ascomycota, Sordariomycetes, Glomerellales, Glomerellaceae. The transcript has 2 exons. The record is from RefSeq and is a predicted model, not a curated record. Gene Ontology annotation, biological process: alkaloid metabolic process. Bases 1 to 1323 code for a protein of 440 amino acids. Gene Ontology annotation, molecular function: transferase activity, transferring alkyl or aryl (other than methyl) groups.
AUGGCGGAAACAUACCAGUCUAGCAUUGUCCACGAUUCCAAUAGUGCCACGAAGAAUAUUCACAACGUCUACAGCAGAGUCGAUCACUCCUUUGCCAUUAAAGAAAGCUCCCAAGGGAAAUCCCUCGUCUCAUCAUGGCUUCCAACCGUCGACAGAACUCUCUCCUCGCUCCUCCGCUGGACGGGUUGCUACUCAGAUAAGUUGCAGGAGUACUACCUCAACUUUGCGCGUGAGGUCGUGGUCCCUCGCCUCAACCCGCCGCGCGCGGCCGACUGGCCUCAUUAUAUUGGGACGCACGAUCAUGCGCCUUACGAGCUCAGCAUCGCCUUUGCACCUCAUAAGAAGGCCAAAGUGCGGUUUUCAGUGCAGCCACUGGCGAAUAGCUCUGCGGGCAACGACCCCCUAGGGCAGGUGGAUCUACGCAAGAAGCUCGAGGGUCUGGCAGACGCAUGCCAUGCAGACCGCAAGCGUGUGGAUACCUUUAUCGACGCAGUCUUCCUGACUGAUGACGAGCAGGCCAGCCUAGCUGAGAAGCACGCUAGUAGUGGUAAACCGGCUGGUGAGCUGCCGCAGCAAAAUGCUUUCGUUGCGUUCGACCUGGAACCCGUCAACGACGGUAGCCCGUCCAUCAAUAUGAAGUUGUAUCUAUUCCCGCAGUUGAAGGCUCUCGCCACAGGUCAGGACAUGAUGGAUCUCACCGAAUCCAUUCUGACAAGACUUGCCGAUGGUGAUAAGGCGCUGCUUGCGGCCUGGACAAUGCUCCGAAAGUUCCUAACGACCGACGGCAAGGAUAACCUCAUACAUUUCCUCGCAAUCGACUGCUCGGGGCCUCAAAUGAAGCCUCGCUUCAAGGUCUACGCCCACACACACAUCAACUCUCUCGCCUCAGCCCGUCACAUCGCCACCCUAGGCGGCCGCAUUCCCUCACCCAAGUUUCUGCCGUCUCUCUGGCCUUUGCUUAUGGAUAUGGAAGACGUUCCUCUGGCCGAGAGGGAGACCUUGCGAAAGCCGCUUCGGGAGCCGGAUAGCAAGUACUGCGGAAUCAACCCUACCUUUGAGCUGGUGCCAGGCAAUGAGGUCCCGAUCGUUAAGAUGUACGUGCCCGUGUGGCAAUACGCGCGCGACGAGCCCGGGAUCGUACGGCGCUACCAGCGGUUGUUAGAGUCGCAGGGGAUGGGGGACUACGAUAUGGAAGCUGCGGUUCAAAGCGUGUUUGGUGACAAGAGAGAUCCAGGUAUCCACAACAUGGCAUCAAUUGUUUCUGCUGGAGACGGAGAUGAUGCAGCGUUUACCGCCUACCUGGGACCAAAGUUUUGGGAGUAA